AUGAUGCAUUUUGGAAUCGACAUGAUCGGCCGGUUUCGCAUAACUCUCGACCAGUUCCAGGAUGAAGGGAAUGUCUUUUGGGGCUUCCGACGCAACCAGCGACAUCAGUCCCUUCAGCCCAUGAACUAUGGUACUAUGGGCCAUUCUCCAUCAUCAAAGCUCGGAAAAUUUAUCCCAGGACGGUAUUCUCGCUCACAUGUGCUGCACCCCGUGGGCUAUCGCUCCAUGGGCGGGCGAAGCGCCUCAAAUAGCGUUGACUCACUUCACUCGGGAUCAAGGCCAGCAAUAAGCGAACAGAGACUGCGUCUGGAACAUGCGUUUCGACCGACUAGUGUCGCCAUCGACGAACUUCUUAGCAGUGGGCCCAGGCGCACUCUGGUCCUAAUAUGGAUCCCUGUCAUGUUGGUCCUCGUAUGGUGUGGGAUUCCCUUUCCUACAGACAUUGACAGUGAUGGCGGUGUUCACGACACUAGUUUCUUCUUCUUUCUUUUCUGGUACUUUGGAUGCUACGUGGCUGUGGCGCUCAUCUUCGUUACACAGCUCUUUACGCUCUAUCGACUGAAUUGGUGGCCGAAAAAAUUCGGCGCCAAGUGGUCCUACUUCUUUUUUUGGUUGAUGAGCCUAUUUUCGGGAUACCUUGUACACAAGUACAUGCCAAUUCACCCCCAGAAACACUCAGGUCCGGGAGAUGAUGGAGAGCGUGAAUGGCAACUCAAGACUGAAUGGGUACUACUAACAUUUGGAACAAUGGCUAUGCCGGCCUUUGCAUGUUUUAUUGGAUUACGUCGAAGUGGACGACAGCGGUAUCGUCUGACAGGCACAAAUAUUCAGCACUCACUUGCCCCGCAGGGGCACACCAGACUCAUCCCUUCGUCAUACCGUCGAUUUCUGUGGUUCAUGGUGUCGUUGGGUCUUUCUCUGGUGACUUUAUUGGCCGGCCAAUAUUAUGCAAUUGUGUACAUGAAAACGCUUCCUCACACCGGCAUCGACGGAACACUCUAUGUCGCCUUUUGGAUGCUCACUGUACACAUAUUAAGCGCAAUCGUGCAGUGGAUCAUGUCGGAGAAAGUUCGGAACCGACCACUACUUUUUGCUUUUAAGUACUUCUAUUUUAUGAUCUACUUCAUCUUUUAUCGGAACCUUUUUGCCAGGCUCCGGAGCUUUGACCAGUUUGCUCUAAUCCAACUUCUGAGCUCGACAUGGGUUUGCCUAUGGUAUCCUAUUUCAAUGUCGAGAUACUGGCUUAAGAUUCUGAAUUUAUUCAAUUCACGGCCCUUAUCGCAUGAGAAGCAUGUUGAAAAAAUCAGCUUGUAUUUUUACCUCCGAAAUAUUGCUCAGCAUACCACCAUGCUAGCCUUUCUCGGCUGGCUCUCUCUCCUGCAUUUCGGCAUCAAUCAGCCUCUGUAUCCAUUCUUUGCGUUUGAUGAUAAUGACCCCUACAACUACCGACUUACAAUGAUGGGCUCAUUGGCCAUAUGGGCUUCAGAAAUAUUGUCUAAUUCCCUCACCGCCUUAGUAAGUAUGCUCACACUGACCCCUGCUCUGUAA
Molecule: messenger RNA, 1548 nt
Organism: Malassezia sympodialis ATCC 42132
Lineage: Eukaryota; Fungi; Basidiomycota; Malasseziomycetes; Malasseziales; Malasseziaceae
Exons: 2
Coding region: 1-1548 (515 amino acids)
Source: RefSeq, a predicted model, not a curated record